AUGGGCAAUGCAUGUGUUACUGGCGCCAGCAGCAGCUCAAACCACGGGCAGAGUCUGAAAUCCAAGGAGGCAAGGCUUAUUGACAACUCAUGUGUUACUGGUUCAAGCCAGUCAAACCAAGGGCAUUGCCAGGAAUUCAACGGGUCAGAGAUUACCUUCAGAUGGAGGAUUGAUGGUUUCUCCUCGCUUCUUGAUAAGGGUGAAGGAUGGACGAACUCCAGUGUGUUUGAGAUCAGGGGGCAUUACUGGAACCUGAUGCUGAACCCAAGGGACAGAAAGAGUGGCGACGAAAAUGAAUAUGUUUCUCUUAUGCUUGUGCUGUUUCAACUAUCUGAGAGAUCCCAUACGGUCGUGGAGGCAACUUUCAAGUUCUUGUUAUAUGAUCAGUCAUAUGGAAAGCACCACGAACAGCAUCAAGUGAGCCACAGUUUUCAGUCUACAAGCAGAGUCUCUGGGAGCUCAUGCAUGAUCCCCCUCGCGAAGCUUAAGGAGCAAUCCUCUGGAUUCCUCGUCAAAGACAGCUGUGUUUUCGGUAUCCAGUUCAUCAAAGUUGUCGCUGUUAAAGGUAACGAUGUGUCAGAGACGCUGUUUGUUCAGAAGACUAGCAACAUCUGCAGUGACCCGCAAGUCUACACCUGGAACAUUGAUGAUUUCUUUGUGUUGAAGAACCCGAGCACCUCCCCAGAGUUUGAGCUCUGUGGACACAAAUGGUUCAUCACUCUCUAUCCAUCUGGUUACGAUAAGAAUGGGAACUACCUCUCCCUGUCUCUGAGCAUGAAGGUUCCGGACACACUCGAUAAGGACUCGGCAAUCCUUGCAGAAGUUAGCAUAAGCAUCAAAGACCAGGAAACGGGGAACCACGCGAAAUCAUCAGCCCGGAUCCAGUUCAAGAAUGAUACCCACACUUCGUUAUGGGACAAGUUCAUAUCGUUGGAAGAUUUCAAGGACUCAUCAAAGGGUUAUCUCGUGAAGACAAAGUGCUGCAUUGAAGCUCAGGUUGAAGUCAUUGUUUCCUCCAAGACGGUGUAG
Triticum turgidum subsp. durum (durum wheat) is the source of this 1029-nucleotide messenger RNA. Lineage: Eukaryota; Viridiplantae; Streptophyta; Magnoliopsida; Poales; Poaceae. The record is from the annotation of a GenBank genome assembly.